Striga hermonthica is the source of this 1170-nucleotide messenger RNA. NCBI's taxonomy places the organism in Eukaryota, Viridiplantae, Streptophyta, Magnoliopsida, Lamiales, Orobanchaceae. The record is from the annotation of a GenBank genome assembly.
AUGGUGGCGAGAGAUGUGGAGAAGAUGGUGGCCGUGGGCCUCGUUUGGGGCGCCACGAACGCCCUCAUGCGCAGAGGCGCAGUCAUCUGGGACCAAACACUGAAAUCCACCCCCCACUCGAACGCGUCCCAUCUCAGCAAGUGGCUAAAGCUGGCGUUGAUUUGGCAGUACACGCUUCCUUUCCUCAUAAAUCUGUCCGCAUCCGCCGCCUUCUUCGCCAUUCUGAGUGGGGCCCCCAUUUCCGUCGCCGUGCCCGUCACCAACGCCACCACGUUUGCCGCAACCACCGUGUUUGGGAUCAUCCUCGGUGAAGAAACCCGCCUUGUCCCGGCCUUGUUCGAAAUUCAGAUCGCUUCAGUUCAUCAGGUUCACCACUUCACCUCACCUUCACUUCAGAUCGCCUCCUUCACCGACUCACCUUCGCCGUCAGCCGUCCCAAGGCCCAAGAAUUUUGCAAUGGGAUUUAGCAAAACUGAAGUGAAUCUGAGAAGGUUACUUGCAGCAGCCCCGCAGCAGCAUAAUCAAGCAAAGCUCGUGCAUUAUGUUGCUGCACUACGGGAGCUACUGGAGAAACUCGCCGAAGAGAGGGUCUCUGAAGGUCUUCCGAGGGUUUCUAAAGGCCAGUUAAAUGAAUAUUCCGAGAAAAUUGAAGCUAUAGCUGCCAAACUGGUGGCCACCGAGUGCAGUACUCAAUUUCCCGAGGAGCCUUCUCUUGACAGCAAGGUUCUGGAGCCCCCUUCGGUAUCAGCGGAAGAAGGUGUAAGUUCUCCCAGAGGACUGAGGAGGAGAUUUGUGCCUCCAUCAUCUGAAAGAACCAUCCCCAACACUGUUGAGGAUUCUCCGAAAUCUGUCAAAUUGGAUGCGGCAGCACAGGCUCAUAUUGAGAAACACAGAAAGCUACAAGAAGAUUUGACAGACGAAAUGGUUGGUUUAGCACGACAACUCAAAGAGAGUAGUCUUAGAAUGAACGAAUCCAUCAAAAACACCGAGAAGAUCCUUGACUCGACUGAGAAAGCUGUUGAACACAGCUUAGCAAGCACUGGGCAUGCCAACACAAGGGCAGCGGAGGUUUUCUCGCAGAGUAUGAAGACAUCAUGCUUUACGUGGCUGCUCAUCUUUGUCAUGACAUGCAUAUUCGUAAUGGUGGUACUACUUAUCCGUGUUACCUAG